Messenger RNA from Triticum aestivum (bread wheat), 4694 nucleotides. Its product is annotated as F-box/LRR-repeat protein At4g14096. The record is from RefSeq and is a predicted model, not a curated record. Bases 534 to 1736 code for a protein of 400 amino acids. NCBI's taxonomy places the organism in Eukaryota, Viridiplantae, Streptophyta, Magnoliopsida, Poales, Poaceae. The transcript is spliced from 4 exons.
AUGCCACACGCGGGCCCGCACAACAGAGGCACAAAAGUGGCGAGUGCCCUCGGCGGCCUCCCAGCAAGCGCAGCAUAAUAGCUUGGGAUUUGGGUGAUUCCAGUCUACAGAUAGAGAGAGACGUUCAAGAGAGAGAGCCCCUAGCUUCCACCCCAGUUCUCUUCCUCGGUUCCUAUCCUUCCCAUUUCUUUAGCAUCUUGCUCCCGCUUUCUACUAGUAGUUCUCAAGUAAAUUAGAGGUGGCAUGUUUCCCGUCGGAUGAGAGAUUUUACAGCAUUUUAGCCUUUUCUCUCUACACCAGGGCCCUCUCCCACCUUGUGCAGUGUUUUUGAAUCUCAACCGAGAAAUGAUGCUUCGCAGGCAGAUCUGCUGAGCUGGGGACUCUCUUGUUCUUCCGCUCAUUCUCGUUGGUUGGCCUUUGGUCGUCAGAAUCAUCGGCGGAGUGCUUUGGAUCGUAGCGCUCUGCACUGUGCACGCCACCUGUUCGACUGAAUGCCAUGACGAAGAAGCCAGGCAAGAGAGCGAAAGCAAUGGAUGUUGGCGACAGGAUCAGCGGCCUCCCUGACGAGCUGCUCCACCGCAUCCUGUUCUCCUUGCCGGCGCAGGACGCCGUGCGCACGUGCGUGCUGUCACCAAGGUGGCGCCACCUGGUUGUCCGCACGGCACCUCAAUGUCAGCACUCUGGGGUUCACCGGCGAGGCGAGAUUCGCCCAGUUUGUGAAUAACUUGCUGCUGCGUCGUGGCCAUGCGCCUCUCGACACCUUCUGCCUGCACGCUGAGGGGCCUCACAUUUUGUUUGACAAUAUCCGUGACACUGCCAACCUGUGGAUAUACCAUGCCCUGAGGUGCAAUGUUCAGGCGUUGAGCAUUGCCGACCAUGACCUGUACGAGGAAGGCGAAACAGAAGAUAUUCUUAGAACCUUCCACCCCGACCGUUACUCCUUUACCUCAUCACACUUGAAAAGAUUGCAUCUUCUCUAUGUUUGUGUCAGCAAUUGCCUCAUCAAGCACCUCUUGUCUGGCUGCCCGGCGUUGGAAGACCUAGAGAUGAAUGACUGUGACAUCACUGCCACAGAAUUUUCCUCCACCACAUUGAAGAACUUGAGCAUCAGCACCGUUGGUUUCUCUGUAACAAAAGAUGAGGAAGUUGAUAUUGUUAUAAAUAUGCCUAGUCUAGUCUCACUAUGCAUCGGUGCACUACUCUGUACGAAGCCUUCUUUUAUCAACAUGCGAUCAUUGUUAACAGUCUCCAUUCACUCAGAACAGACAGGGUUUGAAUUUGUUAAUGGCUGCUCUAUUCUUCGUGCUUUUUCGAACGCCAGGAACUUGACACUGCUGCACGUUGGCCCCAUGGUUGGGAAAGAAUUAUUGGGAAAUGAGAUACUAUUCCAUCAAGUAGUGUUCACUAAUUUGACAACUUUGUCUUUGAAUGAAUGGUGUUUGCAUAAUAGCUGCAAAGCACUGCUGUACGUGCUUAGGCACUCACCUAAUUUAGAAAAGCUUACUCUUGGGUUGUCCGAGGUUGGAGCUUUAAUCUAUCGACGUCCCGAGCUUUCAGGAAAUUUUGCUGUGAAAAUAAACCCCUGUUGCAAGGGAACAGAGACACCAUUUUAUUGCCAGAAGCUUAAGAAAAUCAAAAUCACCUGCCCAAAGCAUGAUAAAAGAGUCGGUGUCGUGGUGGCGAUCUUAUGCGCUAACCUUAUCUCUCUCCCAGAAAUAAAUAUCAAGCCAUCUUGAGGUAUAUUAUGGAUCCUCAUGGACAUUGGGAAGCAUUGUCGGAUUUUUUGGAGGAACCGGUUAAGCUCCCCUAAAAUAUCUCCUCUAAAUCUCUAUAUAGGGAACACCCCUAUGAAGAUUCUACCCUAAAAUUUGUUUAACUUCAGCAUCACCCCUAAAUCUUAACCCCUAUAUUUCAAUAUCCUAUAUCUUAUUAAUUUUAUGGAACUACCAAAUUCAUAUGUUUAUCUUUCUAAUACCCUGCAUUUUCAGUUGAAGAGUGAAAUUAUUGCUCCAAGCCUCCAAUACAAAAAUAACACGCAAAACAAACAGUCAAAAGAAAAUUUAUACUUUUCUUAUAUGUACUAUAACACAUGAAAGAAAAAAACCACAAACAACACAUUUUCACCAGAAUAGACAUCUAGCAGCAUGAAGUAAUUGCAAUGAUUCCAUAUACAUCUCUCUAUUUUAUCUAGCAAUCAGCAAUUACUAAAUAAAACCUAGCAAUCAUGGCAAUCCUCAGCAUUAGACAAUCAGCCCAUGUAUAAACUGUCACAGUGCCACACAACCCAGUAUAAUGAGCCCCAGUUUAAUCAGCAGUGUCAUCUAAACCCCUCUCACUCUCUCUAGUCUCUACUAUUAUUCCUCUCCUGUGACCACACACAGCAACAACAACAUAUGCACACAGGCACAUAGCAGCAACCUCUCAAUCCUGGGAUCUUAGUUCGGCCUGUAUACCAUAAGAAUAGGAGAUGGGAUGUAGAAGAAAAUACAAAAAGCCCAGCAAGCACUCCAACCCGUCUCGCGAUCCGCACGAACAACCGGCCAGCCAGCCACCUGCCUCGCUUCAGCGAUUCCCUUCCGCCCAUCCUGAUUUUAUUCGCCGCCAGCCUCCUGCCUUGCCGGCGACUCGCCGUCACGGCACGGAUUUGAAUGGGAUUAAAGAAAAUGCCACUGCUAUUACUUUUACUGAAAUGAAAAAAAAUACAUCAUGUCCUUCCCUAGCAAAACCAAGUUGAUGCAUAUCUAUGACACGACCUUGACACAUGGAGAUUUGGAAUAUCUUUUAGAAGAUAAGAUAUGGGUGGACAACGAGGUCAGCUAAGGUAUACUCCAAUGGUCAUACUUAGGUACAUCAAGAAUGUCUAAUUUAUUUGUUAUUUUUUCUACUAUAGGUCAUAAAUGCAUACAUUUUCUGCCUAAGGGUCCAAGAAAAAUAUUGUAGAGCGGGUGCAUGUGUAUUCUUAGAUAAUAGAUAUGGUUCCGGAAUACCGAAGCGAGGUUGUGAAAUUCCCAUAAACCUAGAGAGUCAUCCCCACAUCAUAAAAAAAGGUGCUUAAGUAUCUACUACAUGACAUGGUUAGACUAAUUUUCUACCUAUUUUUCUACUGGUUAUCCCCACAUCAUCAAAUUACAUUUUUUAUCAACUUACAUUGCAAGUGAAGUAAGUGGAUUUCAAUUAUUUUUUGACUAUUAUUGGUUAUCUUUUCUAUACAUGCGAAAUUUUACAUGCACUAUGUUUAAGCCAACUCCAAUGCUGUGACCCAAACGGACUCGGAUUUGGUCCGCCUUUUGUCCGUUUGGGUCGUCAGCCGUAGGGGCGUCAUGCACCCUCGUUCGCGUUUUCCCGGCUAAUACGCCCAACUGGCCGGUUUUUGGCCAAAUUUUAACAUUUUACAUUCUAUUCAUAUAAAUACAAAUAAAAGUCAUAUAGUUUUUACAUCACAAUAAAUAGUUUACAACCAAAUAAAAAUCUUAUAGUUUACAACCAAAUGAAUUUGAAAUAGUCACAAAUACAUUGAAAGAAAAAGAGCCGAUACAUCUAUUGGUUGCCUAGGUGAAUCCACGUGUGCUCAACCAAAUCAUUUUGAAGUUGAAUGUGAGUUGUCCAAUCAUGCAUUUUUGAUGAAAUUGGGUGAACUGUACAAACGUUGCCGGUCCAUGCUCAGGCUCAACAUUUUCAUACUCCACGACUCCCUCCCGAUUACGGUUGAACACAUGUCUCGCCAUCCGGAAGCGUCGGCAGUAAAGCUUGGGGUUGAAGAGUGGGAACGUGCACCGGAAAUAAUCGCUAUAGAAGGCAAUGAUCGCUCUCUCUGUUACGAUUCAAUGUCGGAGCAUGGCCCGGGAUCGCCCCCCCUACACCUAGGCCGCUGACUAGCAAUGUGCUCAUUGACGACCAAAGUAGCAACCAUGAAUCCUCUUUGUCGGACGAUGAAUCGUCCAAUGAACAUAUGAAGUUGUUUUAAAAAAAAUCAUCUGAGCUGUCCCCCAUGGUACCUUGUGGGCAAAGGGCCGAACACCUUGCGGGAGACGAUGGAGGCGGGCGUGGCCAAGACAUGGCCGGUGAAGGGCAGUGGGCCUGUGAAGUCCGCACCCUCCGACAGUGACCAUGGAGGCGAGGGGCAGUGCCGGCGACCCUUGGCAGUUGUGCCUUCUCAUGCUCCGGCAGCGGUGAGGAGCGGCCACAAACGCCGGCAAGAGAUUGGCCUCGGUGGAUGUGGUGGUGGUGCGGAAGUUGGUGGAUGCGGCGGUGGCACCUGAGUGGUGUCGCCGCGGCUAGAACUGGGCGGCGGCGAGGCCAGGGUGUAGAGUGUGGAAGGGGAGGGGGAAGAAUGGCCGCUGUGCCAUCGAUGGAUGGGCCAGGGGGAGGACAAGGGAAGGCGUCGCGGGUGUCUGCGCCCUGUCCGUGCCGACACAAACCUGGCUGAAAUUUGGGCCGGAAAGGGUUGUGGCGGACAAAAAAAGGACACUCAUUCGUUUGCGUCGGCGCGUUGGGCCGCAUUUUUGUCCGCGUGGACUCAAACGGCCGCGGGCGGACGAAAUGGGUCGCCGCGUUCAAGUUGGCCUUACAUAUACACCAGCAAAAGAAUUCAAACCCCGGUAACAACUCACGGGCAUUCUACUAUUAGUAUAUAUAUAGACAUCAGCAGUUAUGUUGCAGGAAGGUUCCACAGGCACCAUUUUAACUUGUUGUGG